CAGUAUUUCCUUUCUGCCCACUCUGAAAAAGGUGAUGGAGAAGACAGAAUUGCAGGGGACAGGGCACCUUUCGUUUCAUUAGGAAUAGCCAUUAAAAUGUGUGAAAUGUGGAAUAUGCUUCACUGAAUGAGCACACAUAGUUCACAUCAACAAACACAAAAAGGAAAGAACCCAUUUAAAAGGUAUGGAGUGCGGAAACAGCUUCUCUUUCAAUACAAAACUUAGAACACACCAGCGGACUCACAGAGAGAGAAAACAUUUUAAGUACAGGGAGUGUGGGAAGAACUUCAGUCAGAGUGGAAACCUUAAAUUGCACAAACGGACUCACACAGGGGAGAAACCAUAUGAAUGUAUGGAGUGUGGAAAGAACUUUAAAAAUAGUGGAAGCCUUAGUAAACAUCAACAGACUCACACAGGUGAGAAACCAUUUAAAUGCAUGGAGUGUGGAAAGAGCUUCAGUCAGAAUGGAUUCCUUAGAUCCCAUCAAAGGACUCACACAGGUGAGAAACCAUUUAAAUGCAUGGAGUGUGGAAAGGACUUCAGUCGGAAUGGAUUCCUUAGAUCCCAUCAAAGGACUCACACAGGUGAGAAACCAUUUAAAUGUAUGGAGUGUGGAAAGGACUUCAGUCAGAAUGGAUUCCUUAGAUCCCAUCAACGGACUCACACAGGGGAGAAACCAUUUCAAUGUAUGGAGUGUGGAAAGAGCUUUAGUGAAAAUGGAAGCCUUAGGAACCAUCAACGGACUCACACAGGUGAGAAACCAUUUAAAUGUAUGGAGUGUGGAAAGGACUUCAGUUGGAAUGGAAACCUUAGAUCCCAUCAACGGACUCACACAGGGGAGAAACCAUUUAAAUGCAUGGAGUGUGGAAAGAGCUUCAGUUUCAGUGAAAGCCUUAGACAACAUCAACGGACUCACACAGGGGAGAAACCAUAUAAAUGUAUCGAGUGUGGAAAGAGCUUUAGUAAUAGUGGAAGCCUUAGACAACAUCAACGGACUCACACAGGGGUGAAACCAUUUAAAUGUAUGGAGUGUGGAAAGAGCUUCCGUUUUAGUGGAAACCUGAGAAGACAUCAACAGGCUCACAUCGGUAUGAAAUGAUUUAAAUGUAUGGAUUGUGGAAAUAGCUUCAAUCGGAGUGCACACCUUAGAAAUCAUCAACGGACUCACACAGGGGAGAAACCAUAUAAAUGUAUCGAGUGUGGGAAGAGCUUUAGUGAAAAUGGAAGCCUUAGAAAUCAUCAAUGGACUCACACAGGGGAGAAACCAUUUAAAUGCAUGGAGUGUGGAAAGAGCUUCAGUCAGAGUGAAACCCUUGAUUUUUGUCAACAAACUCACACAAAAGACAAACCAUAUAAAUAUCAGGAAAGUAGAUAGAGGUUCACUCUUAGUGGAAGUUCAAAAUCAACAGACAUAUGGACAGAAAGAACUUUAAGAGUUGAAACCCUUCAAACCAUCAACAACCUCAAAGAGGAGAAGCAGUUUAAAUGAAAAGACUGCAAAAAGUGCUUUAUUUAUAACGGAGUUAUCAAGGAACAUCCAGGGACUCUCACCUGGGAGAACCCAUUUAGAUGUAUGGAGUGUGGGAUGUCUUCCUCUCAGAGUCCACUCUGAGCAAUGAACUCAGCAGGAAAUCAUUCCUAAAAGCAUGAGGUAUAUGUGAAGUUCUGGUGUUUAUAUGUAAAACUGUAUAAUAAUGAAAUAAUGCAGGCAACAUCUCACAAUGGUGAGUAUAAUUUUAGAUGAAAGUACCUCUGGUUUUUGCACCAAACUCUGUCACCCCCCCACCGCAUGAUCUCCCAGCACUGCUUCUUCACCAGAACUUCAUCGCUGCCUCCUGCCCUGCGCGUUCUGAAGAAAACUUGAAAUACUGAAAUUGAAUGGGAGAUUUCCCCCCAAGCCUAAUUUCAAGAGGGGGAAGGAGGGGCUGCAGGGUCCAGGGAAGUCUCCUGGGGGGGGGCUAUCUUCACUCAUGAACCCCAUGGGGCAACCCCAGAGUUCCUGCUUAUUCUAGGGUUUGGGAAAGAGAGUAUUUUUCCAUAGUCCCAGAAGUUUUUAUUCACUCAUGCUACUCGGGAGUUUUCCUACCAGAGGACCACAGUGCUGUGGCUGCUGUUGUUGUCAUGGACUGGCUGGUGAGGGGGGGGGAGGCACCAGUUGGGGGACCCACAAGGGAAGAAGGCUCAGAGCCUGGGGACUGGUGGGGGGAUGAGCCGAAAGAGGGAGAAAGAGGAGCAGACCGGAAAGGGAGAUUUUGCAAGCUGAGGAGGAAACAGGGUUUGGUGAGCGGGAAGAGUCUGGGGCAGAGAGCAGUUCAGACUCAGAGGGAGGAGAGGAGGGGGCCAGGAGACCCAGAAGAGGCCGUCAGCUGAAGCAUCCAUAGAGAUUCCCCCUCCUGCUGCGACCAGCUCCCCUCUCCCCUGGUCUAGAGCACACAGGGAAAUCCAGUUCAGACCCCAUGAGCCUGUACAUGA
This is a messenger RNA of Podarcis raffonei (Aeolian wall lizard), 2472 nucleotides long. RefSeq names its product zinc finger protein 79-like. The transcript has a single exon. The coding region runs from base 185 to 1099 and encodes 304 amino acids. NCBI's taxonomy places the organism in Eukaryota, Metazoa, Chordata, Lepidosauria, Squamata, Lacertidae. Gene Ontology annotation, biological process: central nervous system development; regulation of transcription by RNA polymerase II. The record is from RefSeq and is a predicted model, not a curated record. Gene Ontology annotation, cellular component: nucleus. Gene Ontology annotation, molecular function: RNA polymerase II cis-regulatory region sequence-specific DNA binding; DNA-binding transcription factor activity, RNA polymerase II-specific.